Molecule: messenger RNA, 844 nt
Organism: Sesamum indicum (sesame)
Lineage: Eukaryota; Viridiplantae; Streptophyta; Magnoliopsida; Lamiales; Pedaliaceae
Source: RefSeq, a predicted model, not a curated record
ACAAUUUCAAACUGUCCAACUCCUCACUCACCUCAUCUUAACUAUAUAUAAAGAGAUAAAAUUUAAUUAUAUUAACAGAAUAAUAUUAGUAAUUAUGACAAGCAUCGCGUUCACCACCUCCAUCACAAAGCUCCCAACCACCAACAAACUACCUUUCAUCCUUGGCCGCCAACCUACCCUCUCUCUUCUUCCUAUUUUUCACGGUGCGGGUAGACGUUAUGGCACGAUGGCUACAUACGAUGAGGCUGCCGAGGCAGCUAAGCACGGCCGCGACGCCGCCAAGAAGGGCGUGGAUGCGGCCAAGAGGGGCGGCCAACAAGUGAAAAAGGAGGCCACUGCUGCUGCAGAUAAUGCGGGUCAGAAAAUGGGCGACAUGGCGGGGAAGGUCUCGAGCACGGCGCAAGACGCGGCUGGCAAAGUGAAGCAGACUGCCCAGGACGCAGCCGGAAAAGUGAAGCAAACGGCGGAGGACGCCUGGGGAUCUGUUAAAGACGCCACGAACAAGAUCAAAGACACGGUGGUGGGGAAGGCGGAGGCGUCCGCCGACUCUGCCAAAGACACCAUCAGAGAAGGGGCUGCAAAAGUUGAUCGCACCAUCAACUCCAAAAACUGAACACAUUACUGUUUCUUUACAUUUUCCAUGUUCAGUUAAAGGUGUAGUAGACUUGGUUUGUUUCAGUUUUUGUCUGAAUUUUCAGGAAUAAUUUUCACUUUGAUUCUGACACAAGAAUCAAGUUUGAGAGGUUUUAUGGAUAUGUUGAUGUAUCCAAUUGUCUUGGGAUAGUUUUUGUUUUGUAAGAAGCCUAAGUUGAUGAAUAUUUCUUUCUAGAUGAAGAGGAAUACA